This is a messenger RNA of Dicrocoelium dendriticum, 252 nucleotides long. The record is from the annotation of a GenBank genome assembly. NCBI's taxonomy places the organism in Eukaryota, Metazoa, Platyhelminthes, Trematoda, Plagiorchiida, Dicrocoeliidae.
AUGGGAAACACGAUCAUGGGGGGGCUGAUCGGCGCGAGCUUCAAGACAGGGAGGCAACCCAUGGGGGGGGGGUGGGGGGGGGGGGGGGGGGGGGGGUGGGGGCAGCGGGGGGGGGGGCGGAAAGGGGGGGGAGGGGGAAACGGUUUAGAAGGGGUUGUUGUUUUUGGGGGGGGUGUAAAAGCGGGCUGGUCCACAGUCGACGCUACGGGAACAUGCUGCAUAAGUCUACGGUUCACAGUGGCGAACGUGUAG